AAUCAAUCAACAGGACGCCUACCCAGAAAAAGGAACAACCUUGAUAUUGAUACUAUCGAUCCGUCGAUCCUUCAACCACAAAAAAAAACUCCCAUAAUUAAUUCGGAGGAAUAAAUCUGUUGAGCAUUUGUUUCUUCGUUCUUGCUUCUUCUACUGUGUUCUGAAAGAUAGAGACGGGGAAACAUAGGGAUUUGGGCACAUUGGAAGAGGAGUUUCGAGAGAGAUGAUGGGAUGGAGGCGAAGCAUGAGGAGCUGAGGGAGAAGGGAGAUGGCAAGGGCAGAGUGGGCGGUUGGGGGGAAUAGCAACGGGACGAGAGGGAAAUGGUGUUCUUACAAGCGAACGACAAUUAUUAUAUGUUCAAUCAACGUUGUGGUCACACUCUAUGUGCUUCAGUCUCUCUUCAAUUCUCUCUAUACGUAUCCCUACAAUGAUUCCCAAAGUGCUUUUAGGUAUACCCCAGAUCAGAUUAGGAAAAUGGAAGAAUCUACUCGAAUAAGGAAAGAAUCAGAACCUACAGAGCUUAUUAAAUUGGUAAGCCAAUUAAAGAAGGAAUUUUUAGUGGAAGAAAAGGUUGUGGAAGUUCCCCAGCCCUUGAAGCGGAAGAUAACAGAUGAGUUACUAGCAACUUUAAGAGGCUUGGAUGGCAAUGCAAAUACAACAAUGCAGAGAGAGGCAGUUGAAAGCUGGCGCGUGGCUAAAUUAAAAGAAGCCAAUGACAUUAUUAUCGGGAACCCAUCAACUGCAACUAUUAAACCAGAGGAAGCCAGAAUGCUUGCAAGAGUUUUGGAUGUCGAUUGGGUUGAGGUAUUAGAGGAAAUCGGUCUCUGGAUCCCUGCUGAUGUUAUUAAUAGGGAACACGAUGACAAGCCUGAAGGAGCGGAAUUAGAACCUGAAAUUAUAGCGGGGAAACGGCUUCCCCCUGAAUGCAACGCUGAACUUCAUACCGAUUAUGAUGGCGCUGCUGUGAGAUGGGGUCUUACCCACCAUAAAGAAUCUGCAUACGAGUGUUGUAGGGCUUGUGUGGAGCAGGCGAAGCGUGCGAAAUCGGGCGACAAGAAAUGCAACAUAUGGGUUUACUGCCCAGCGGAAAAAGGAUGCUACUCCCCCGAUAUUUAUCAACACAAACAUCAGGAAUGCUGGUUGAAAUACUCCGAGAAACCCAAAUUGAACUUCCAGCACCAGUAUUCAGAAGCUUAUAGAAACGCCCAUCCAAAUGCUCCAUUGAUCGUUCCAUGGAUGUCGGGAGUGAUGAGCGUAUAAUCUGGGAACUUCUAACGGAAGAGAAGCAGGAUCCUCGGGUGAAUCUGCAUAUAUCAUCACAAAGUGAAGAUCUGAUGUUGUAUAAGCCUCAGGAGAAUUUUGCAUUCCAUUUUCUGUCUGCAGCUGCAUUGUAUUGCUUCAUCACUUUUUGUUUAGAUGGACAUGGAUCAUACAUAUCAUUGGAUUGGCUAGAAUUCUUCUCCUAUUCUUGUUUCUUCUUCUGUGGAAAUAUUACUUAAUGCACUAAUGCUUAGUUUUACAAGGCAUUAAUGUUACCUGGAAUUUUCAAACCUUAAA
This is a messenger RNA of Ipomoea nil (Japanese morning glory), 1558 nucleotides long. RefSeq lists its product as uncharacterized. The record is from RefSeq and is a predicted model, not a curated record. NCBI's taxonomy places the organism in Eukaryota, Viridiplantae, Streptophyta, Magnoliopsida, Solanales, Convolvulaceae. The transcript has 7 exons. Bases 269 to 1261 code for a protein of 330 amino acids.